Triticum dicoccoides is the source of this 2556-nucleotide messenger RNA. RefSeq lists its product as uncharacterized. Bases 1039 to 2292 code for a protein of 417 amino acids. NCBI's taxonomy places the organism in Eukaryota, Viridiplantae, Streptophyta, Magnoliopsida, Poales, Poaceae. The transcript is spliced from 8 exons. The record is from RefSeq and is a predicted model, not a curated record.
GACACGCCCUCCCCCCUCCCCCCUCGCCGACCUCUUCGCCGCCGUCGAGAUCCGCUCCUCCCAGCCUCCCCGCCGCGGCCGGAGAGGGUUGGUAAUGCUAUCGAGAUACGUUCGAUCUGCAGGCGAGCAGCGCGGUGCGGCAGUUUCGUGGGCGAUGGGGCGGAUGGGGAGCGACGCGCAGUUCUACGACGACCGCGACCGACCGACGACGCCUCCGUAGACUCCCGAUUCGACGCCGACAGGUCGACGCGCUCUUCCCGCAGCUGGUCAAGAAUGGGGCGGCGGUGGGGCAGUCGUCCGAGAUGAAGCUCGUCUACCUCUAACUGCUCCGAGACCCGGAGAAGCGAGCCAACCUUUUCCUGGUAACAGAGCCAGGUCGGAGUAAUCACGUGCCAGAAUAAAGCUCUCCUUUCCAUUAGCAUAUUCAAGAAUGAUUUAUCACACAUAAAGGUGACGUCUUGGGCCUUACACGCCAUGGCUUCAGAUUGCAUUCGUUGCUCUGAUUGUAUCAGACUAUCUGUUGAUGUAAAGAAAUGUCUCAAGGAUCCAUCGCCAUAUGUUAGGAAAUGUGCGGCAUAUUCAUGUGCUCUACAACUUGCUUCCAGAGGAAGACACAACUUUGGAGGAGAUAGUGAAAAUUCCCCUCGAGUAGUGGGAGCUGCUGCUGUUGCAUUUAGGUCGGCUUGUCUGAAUCGACGGCCUCAGACUCCAGCCGAUGCAGUUGCGACCCUGCCUCUAGAUCAGCUCGCCAACCAACCAGUUGCUGCUGUCUUCAAUCAGUCUCCACAAUCCCCGACAACCUCCGGCCGUCAUCAGCAUCAUGCUCCAGCCACCACUCAUCUUCUACCCUGUUCAUCUACUACCAUGUCCGCCAUACACCUCAUGCACCAACCCUAGCAGUGGGUUGAGUACAGCCUCGAUGGCUCAUGGACCACACACUCCUGGCUUGCUUCCAGAUGCUUCAUAGUUCAUCACCCACAAAGCUAGCUCCCAUGAAGCUAUGACUCGACACAUGCAACCAGUGGGUAUGUUCGUGAGAUGCAGAUGAAUGACUCAAAUUUCCGUUCACUAUUUGAUGACCACAUCAAUUCAUUGCUAGUUACUACAAAAACAUUUCGACGAUGGUAUUGCGAAAGCUGCAGGGAUAAAUUGGAACCAUUAUAUAAUAAUACCAGCACACCAGCUAGAAUGUUGAAUGGAUUUGCACGAGGACAACAUGACGUCCCCAAGGAAUUAUCGCAAGAGAAGGGUUCUGAGGAAUGUCGUUCACCUUCCUACAAUAUAGAAUCCAUGAAAGUAGAUCGAGUUGUAAAUGAUUCAUAUGAGUCAACACCGAUUAAUCAGAAGAACGGUGCUGCAAAAUGUCAUUCACCAGUGUUCAAAACCUACAAGAGAAGGAAGAACACCAAAGUGCACGAAGUUAUAAAUAAUAGUUCUUUUGUGGAAUAUCAAGAUACCUCUGGCAUGGCUUCAACUUUUGCCCAUGCAUUACCGUCUUCGAGCAGUUAUAAGUCGGAAAAGGCAGCACAAAUAAGUAUUGAACCCCGGAACCAGAGUGCAUUAAAUCUGAUCCAGGUAAAUGGUUCCCGAUCCAUAUUAGAAACAAAGGCAGGAAAUAUGUUUGAUCCAAGAAUGUCAGGACCUUCGACGGGUUACUAUACAAGUGACCAUAUGCAGGGAAGACAUCUUCAUGGAUCAGUAGACUUGUGGAAGCACACAUGCUUCACACAAUGUGAAGCGUCUACAGGGAACAUGCCAAGCCGUUGUCUACUUCCUAAUUCAUACCAUUUGCAUGAUCAGUAUGAUGUAGAAAAUUUCAUAUGGUACAGAGACAGCAACAUCAUCAAUGAAAGUUGUGCACCGACCAUGGAUAUUUCUGCAAAGUAUCAACAUCCACAUUGUCCCAGUAAACCAUUUCGCCCUGUUCCUAGGAUUGGUGUGCUCAGUCCCAUGUUGCAGAAAGAAGUCACAACAUAUUCAGAGAGCUGCGGAACACAGUCUGGCUACCGACUAGGCAUGUCUGAGGAGGAAAUGCCUUGCCAGAUGUACAGAGGGGAAAACUCGGCAUCAAGCUCACAAAAAUUCCGGGCAACGUACAACCCCCAACAUUUGGGUCAUGUCAACUCUGUUGGAAUACCAAAACUUCUGCCGGAGAGGGAGAAUUCACAUUCAAGCAAAGGCAAAAGCAAAAUGGUAUAUUCUUCGGACAAAUCUGCACAACAGGAUAUAUGUGCUCAGGCUCUGUCUCUCUCUGGUGUGGCCACAAAUGCUGCAACUCGUGGAAGGAGUUGAAAGUUACAUGGUGAAGGCAUGUAACCUUGCAUGUGCCUUAACGUGUCAAGUGCAUAAUCUUUUUUGUUUGAAAGCGCAUACAUGUUUUUGGUUGUCUUGUCAAGUUGUGUGGAAGGAGUUGGAUUAUUACCAUAGUAUGAGUUGGUUGUCUUGUACUCUAUAGUGUUUUGACAUGUAAUGUCUCGGAGUCGGGUACCAAACGUGGGUCGUUGAAUAAGUGUAAUUUGUACACCUGUGAAUUGAUGUUUUUUCAUCCUUCCAAGA